UAAAAAAAAGAAAAAAAAAAAAAGUUGCGACUCCCCACCCCUCUCGAAGGCGAACGUAGAACUUGUUUCGAAGUCCAACGGAGCAAGGGAACGGAAUACAAAUAACACGCUCUCGAUGGGAUUCACGCCGUUUUUCACACGGGGAAACUCCCUUGGUGAAUUCGAGCAGCUCAGCGGACCGGAGCGGCUCCUCGACACCGCUCAGGAAGGAAGAAGCACCGCGAGGAUGACGAGGAUGAGGGGACAGAGUCGGGUCCAGUCGAAGCAAGCGUCGGCGGUUCCAUGGAGCCGCUGAAGAACAUAUUCAGCCGAGGCCCGCUGUCCAACUGGAAGAACUUGGAGCAAUCGCAAAAAGGCAACUUCACCAACCCCGUGUGGACGGCGUUGUUCGACUAUGAGGCGUCCUGCAAAGACGAGCUCACCCUCCGGAAAGGUGACCUGGUGGAGGUCCUCUCCCUGGACUCUGAGAUAUCCGGCGAUGAAGGUUGGUGGGCGGGGAAGGUCAACAACAAGGUGGGGAUCUUCCCCUCCAACUACGGCUCCUUCAAGCCCAGCGGCUACGGGAAGCUCCCGGGCAGCGGCGUGGUCAACGAGCUGGGCCCCGCCGUGGUGGGCGACUUCGAACCCGCCGUGGUGAAUUUCCGGGAACUCAGCCUCCAGGAGGUGAUCGGGGUCGGCGGCUUCGGGAAGGUGUACCGCGGGACGUGGAGGGGAGCGCUGGUUGCGGUGAAGGCCGCCCGCCAGGACCCGGACGAGGACAUCAGCGUGACGGCGCAGAACGUCCGGCAGGAGGCGCGCCUCUUCGCCAUGCUCACCCACCCCAACAUCAUCGCCCUGAAAGGCGUUUGUCUGCAGGAGCCCAACCUGUGCCUCAUCAUGGAGUACGCCUCGGGCGGGCCGCUGAGCCGGGCGCUGGCGGGCCGCCGCAUCCCGCCGCACGUCCUCGUCAACUGGGCCGUGCAGAUCGCUCGCGGGAUGCUGUACCUUCACAGCGAGGCCAUCGUCCCCGUCAUCCACAGAGACCUCAAGUCCAACAACAUCCUUCUGGCUCAGCCCAUCGAGAACGAAUGCAUGGAGGCUCUGACGCUGAAGAUCACCGACUUCGGCUUGGCCAGGGAGUGGCACAAGACCACCAAGAUGAGCACGGCGGGCACCUACGCCUGGAUGGCCCCCGAGGUGAUCAAGUCCUCGACCUUCUCCAAGGGCAGCGAUGUUUGGAGUUACGGCGUCCUGCUGUGGGAGCUGCUGACGGGAGAGGCGCCCUACAGAGGGAUCGACGGGCUCGCCGUGGCGUACGGCGUCGCCGUCAACAAGCUGACGCUGCCCAUCCCUUCCACGUGUCCCGAACCCUUCGCUCAGCUCAUGUCAGAGUGCUGGGACCAGGACCCGCACCGCAGACCCAACUUUGGCUCCAUCCUGGCCCAGCUGACGGCGCUGGAGCAGCAGGUGAUGGAGGAGAUGCCGCAGGACUCCUUCCACUCUCUGCAAGAAGACUGGAAGCUGGAGAUUCAGGACAUGUUUGACGAGCUGCGAGCUAAGGAAAAGGAGCUGCGUUGUCGUGAGGAGGAGCUGAAGCGGGCGGCGCUGGAGCAGAAGUCCCACGAGGAGUUCCUGCGGCAGCGCGAGCAGCAGCUCGCCCAGUGGGAGCAGGACGUGUUCGAGCGCGAGCUCAGCCUUCUCAUCCUGCACCUGAACCAGAACCAGAACCAGGAGAAGCCCAACGUCAAGAAGCGCAAGGGCACCUUCAAGAAGCACAAGCUCAAGAGCAAGAACGGCGAAAAGAUUAGCAUGCCCCAAGAUUUCAUCCACAAGAUCACGGUGCAGGCAUCACCCGGGCUGGAGAAGAGGCGGAACUCGCCGGAUUUGGGCUCGGGCUCCUCGCCGUCGUUUGGCCCGCGCUUCCGUGCAAUCCAGCUUAGUCCCAGUGACAACAGCAGGUCCUUUGGUCUGAGCGCAGCGUGGCCCCUGGAGGCCCCGUCCCAUAAGCAGGCCAAUGGAGACCUGAAGCUGAGCCCCCACUGGAGGCCCCAGAGCCCCAAAAGUCCCAAGAGUCCAAAAGUCCUGCGCCUCAGUCCUCAGGAGAGCAGUUUGUCAAUGAGAGCCAAGCUGUUGGUGUCACACUGCAACGAGAACGGAGAAUCCUUCGAGGACUUCGAGGAGUACAGACCCUCCACGCCGACCCCCGCUCACAACGGCUCCUCGGUGAAGGAUACCUUACGACUUCCUCUUCAGCUGGGAGAUUCUGGCAGCGAAGAAGGGGGGUCUUCCCCAGCGGGCUCUCCCAGGCCGGACAGGGGUCCCCUGGGUCUGGUGAAGAGCACCCACCGCGCUCUGUUGGGCACCGGCUCCCUCUUGGCCUCCGUAGCCUUGGGCCGAUGCUUGGACGUCUCCCCGAAAGCGCCCCCUCGGACUAAUCCCCCCUCCCUUGAGGAGUGCGCGCCUUUCUUUUUGGAGAGCUUGCCCGCGAACCCCUCGGUUCGGGACCCCCCCGUCGUGGACGACCUCAUCACCUUCUCCGCCUCUGAGCCGCUUCCGGAUUUAGCUUCUCGGUCGCAGGAGCCGAAGCCGCCGCCCCUGACGCCGCCGCCGAGCGCGGUACGCGAGCACGUCAAGCGGCGGGACGCCAGCCCGGGUGAACGCGACCCAACCUUCCUCUCCGCCAACGGCGACGCCGCUUCGGAGAGGUCGGAGCAAGGACACGACAGAAGGAGACGAUCCAGUCUGGGGCUCCGCGGUUCCCAGCUCGUUCUGGACCUGCCCCUGUGCCAAGACACGCAGGACUCUGACGAAAAGCCCCCCACGGCCUACUCGCUCCACCCGAAAGCCGAGCUCUGGAGCCCCAAAACCUGCCGCCUGGAGGUCAACGUCAUCCCCCGCCCCCGUCCCUCGCCCGUGCGGCCCCGAAUCGACGCUUGGAGCUUCAUCUCGGCGGGCGCCAGCCGGAGCCCGAGCCGCUCGGACAGCGCGCCCCUGGGGUACCAGCCCUCACCUACCAACCCCUUCACCAACUGCGACCCGUUCCCUUCGCCCGCGUCCGACCCCUUCGCGCUCAGGGCCGACCCGUCGGGCGCCUGGGACAAAGCGUCGCCCUUCGACCCCUUCUCUCCGCCUUUCCCCACCUCGCGUUCGGCGCCGUGCUCCGCCAACGGCUCGCCCACGCUGCCGUCGUUUCGGAUCGCGCCGCUCAACCCGGCCGACUCGCCGCUCAUCGACCUGGGCUGGGCGGCGUGUGGCAAGCCCUUGGACGGAACCAAAGAGAGAGUCCACCCUCGAAGGACUCUGGGGCUCAAACCCUUCAAGUCCCCGACCCAACUCCGAGACGACCGGUUCUGAUCGCCACAAAGCCCGCUCCGAGGGUGUUCCGUGUGCAGGCUGUCCUUACGUCACGGGACCCCCGGACACGACAUGGGGAAAAUGGUUGAGGCCACAAUUUACAGGGGGUGAAAAUCUGGAACUUAGUUGACUUCAUUUGUAUCAUUUCCUUGAACAACUCUCAUGUCUGGGUAAGUUCGAGUACGUUUUGAAAGAUUUCUUGCAAUUCGGUUGUUUUGCCACCCCAUGUCAUGGCAGGGGGCGCCGUAGCUUUGGAAACCUGGAAGGGAAAAAAAAAAAAAAAAAAAACAACAACAACAACCCACAAAACAAAAAUCUCUCAUUCACAAUUUUUUUAUUUUUUUUUCGGCCACUCGUCUCUGCUCACUUCUGUCAUUGCAGCGGCGGAGCGGCUUCUUCGCCGUUUACCUCUGCAGACUGAAAGCGGAAAGGACGACCGCGGACUUUUUGGGGCUGGUCAAUCUCUCAUCGCGUGGGGGAAUCUGGCCCUCGUUCGAAAGGCAACUUUUUGCACGCUUGGCAGGAAAAGUGUCGUCUUAUGCGUCAAGCUUUAUCUUUAGAGCGCACAAAAAAAUCAAGCGAGCAGACGUGAAAAGCGUGACCCGCGCAUUCCGCUGUGGAAGGAGAUCACAUCCUGCUGAACAUUCCAGCACAAUGGCAGGGCUUGGACAAGCCCCGCCCCCUUUUCCCCCAUGACCCCAACACGCCAAAGAGUGCCACUGUGACAAUAUGACCAUCGGAUCCUACCGUUAUGCGCCACCUGUGCGACUCGGUUCCGUCGAAACGGAUCCCCCCGGCAACCCGUGAGAAGUCUGUCACGAGUCAUCCUAUUGGCCAAACUCCAGAGAAUUUUAUUUUAGCGUUUAAACUCGGAUCCUUUUUUGCUGCCCCAAAGAAAGGGGGGGGGGGGGGGAAGGCAGAGGAUGGUCCUUGUAUUUUUUAACAUUUUUUUUAAACACAUAUCAGUCAAAUUUCAUUUAUUCGAGGGGGGCGGGGGGAUAAAAAGCAGCAUGACUUGGUCAAUGCGGCGCUUUGCGAUUGGAGGACAUUUUGCGUCGGAGAGGAAAGAAAGCGCAUCGCCAAAGGCGACGACUUUGGCUUUGGCGGGUCAUCACUCGCCCCCAAAUCAAGUUCAGCUGUUUGAGAAGGCUUUUCCCGACACGUUUCCACUCGGGAUUUUGUGAGUUGUGAUCGCGGCGGCGUCGAGAACGCGGCCCUUUCCGCCGACUCGGCCAGAAAAGGAACAGCGAACGAGUUUGUGAAGGCGACGGUCCGAGUCGAGGAGGUUCCACACGGGCGCAACAGAUAUUUGAGAGUGGUGUGUGUGUGUGUGUGUGUGUGUGU
Syngnathoides biaculeatus (alligator pipefish) is the source of this 4677-nucleotide messenger RNA. RefSeq names its product mitogen-activated protein kinase kinase kinase 11. Gene Ontology annotation, molecular function: JUN kinase kinase kinase activity; protein binding; ATP binding. Gene Ontology annotation, cellular component: centrosome. The transcript is spliced from 11 exons. The record is from RefSeq and is a predicted model, not a curated record. The coding region runs from base 283 to 3333 and encodes 1016 amino acids. Lineage: Eukaryota; Metazoa; Chordata; Actinopteri; Syngnathiformes; Syngnathidae. Gene Ontology annotation, biological process: protein phosphorylation; microtubule-based process; positive regulation of apoptotic process.